Messenger RNA from Pyrgilauda ruficollis (rufous-necked snowfinch), 1394 nucleotides. It is a transcript of the gene FBXW9, whose product is annotated as F-box and WD repeat domain containing 9. The annotation marks the transcript as partial. The transcript has 9 exons. The record is from RefSeq and is a predicted model, not a curated record. Lineage: Eukaryota; Metazoa; Chordata; Aves; Passeriformes; Passeridae. Gene Ontology annotation, molecular function: protein binding.
CUCGCAUCUCAUUGGUCGAUUCGCGCGUCGCGCCGGAAGCGGCUCCCGCCGUGGCCGUGGCGACCGGGACGCGGCGGGGCCGGACCCGGUACCGGGAGCUGCGGGGAGGGGGCGAGCGGGGGGAGCGGGAGCGGCGUCGGCUCGGCUCCCGGUACCGGGGAGAGCCACAUGAGGAACCCCCGGCACCGGCGAUUCGCGGCGGGCGGCGCCGCUUUGGGCGGAUCCCGGUGCUACGGGCCGGCGAUGGGCCCCCCGCGCCCGCCGCCGCUGCUCCCGCGGAGCCCCCGGGGCCGGCGGCGGGCGCGGGGGUCCCGGGGGGGCUCCUGGCGCUGCCACCGGAGCUGCUGCUGCGGAUCUGCGGCUUCCUGCGGGCCCGGGACGUGCGGCGGGUGCUGCCCCGCGUCUGCCGCGCCCUGCGGGACCUGGCCCGGGACGCGGUGCUCUGGAGGCUGCGGCUGCAGCGCCGCGCCCGCCGCCCCCUGCCCGUGCUGCCAGAGGAGGGCUUCGAUUGGGCGGCCGCCUGCGAGGACCUGGAGGAGCACCUGGAGCGCUGGGGGGCCGGGGGGGCCCCCAUGGAGCACUUCUCCCUGGACGAGGGGCACUUCGCCUCCGUCGACUCCGUCCUGCUGCUGCAGGGGGGCUCCCUGUGCGUCUCGGGGGGCCGCGACCGCAACGUGAACCUGUGGGACCUGCGGGAGCUGGGCCGGGGCCCCCCCGGGAAGGUUCUGGUCAAGGCUCUGGGCUCGGGGCGCGGCGGCACACACAAGGGCUGGGUUUGGUGCUUGGCCUCGCGGGACUCGCGCGUCUGCUCCGGCUCCUGGGACAGCACCGUGAAGCUCUGGGACCUGGCGGCCGAGGGGCAGCAGUUCGGGGAGAUCCGGGAGAAGGCGGCCGUGCUGUGCCUCUCGUACCGCCCCGACGUCCUCGUCACCGGCACCUACGACAAGACGGUGACCGUGUACGACCCGCGAGCCGGGCAGGCCCAGGUGAGCAGCUACAAGCCCCACGCCAGCGCGGUGCUGUCGCUGGCGGCUGACGAGCGGCUGAUCGUGUCGGGCAGCGAGGACCGGACCCUGGUGGUGUUCGACCGCCGCGCCGGCUCCGUGCUGCAGCGCCUGCAGCUGGACAAUUACCUGCUCUCCAUGUCCUACCGGGGCUCGCAGCUCUGGGCUGGGGACAACCAGGGCCGGGUGUACCUGUUCGGCAGCGGCGGCGGCGGCGGCUUCCAGCCGGCCCGGUAUUUCGACGUGGGGCACCGGCUGCAGAUCACGGGGCUCUGGCACUCGCUGGGCUCGCUCUACACCACGUCCACCGACAGGACGCUGCGGGUGGGGGUCCCCGCGGGGCUGGGCUGGGGGGGCCCUGGGGGGGGGUCCCCGGGGGGUUCCUGCUGA